GGCAGGCCAGGCCGGGCCAGGCGGGGGGGACGGGACGGGGGAGAAGGCGAGAGCGCGGGCCGCGGCCGGCCGCCCCUCAGCAUGUCCGACUUCGACGAGUUUGAGCGGCAGCUCAACGAGAACAAGCAGGAACGAGACAAGGAGAAUCGUCAUCGUAAGCGCAGCCAUAGCCGGAGCCGCAGCCGAGACCGGAAGCGGCGGAGUCGUAGCCGAGAUCGCCGCAACCGUGACCAGCGAAGUGCUUCUCGGGACCGGAGGCGGCGCAGCAAACCUUUGACCAGAGCUGCUAAAGAGGAACACGGUGGAGUAAUUCGAUCUCCUCGUCAUGAGAAGAAAAAGAAGAUUCGAAAAUACUGGGAUGUCCCACCACCUGGCUUUGAGCACAUCACCCCCAUGCAAUACAAAGCGAUGCAAGCUGCCGGUCAGAUUCCAGCCACCGCCCUACUUCCAACCAUGACACCUGAUGGCCUGGCAGUGACUCCCACACCUGUGCCUGUGGUUGGGAGCCAGAUGACCCGGCAGGCCCGUCGACUCUAUGUUGGCAACAUCCCUUUUGGCAUCACAGAGGAAGCCAUGAUGGAUUUCUUCAACGCCCAGAUGCGCCUGGGGGGGCUUACCCAGGCCCCUGGCAACCCCGUCUUGGCCGUGCAGAUUAACCAGGAUAAGAACUUUGCCUUCCUAGAGUUCCGAUCGGUGGAUGAGACGACUCAGGCCAUGGCCUUUGAUGGCAUCAUCUUCCAGGGCCAAUCACUCAAGAUCCGAAGGCCCCAUGACUACCAGCCACUGCCUGGCAUGUCCGAAAACCCCUCUGUCUACGUGCCCGGUGUCGUGUCCACCGUGGUCCCAGAUUCUGCUCACAAGCUGUUCAUUGGGGGACUCCCCAACUACCUGAAUGACGAUCAGGUAAAGGAGCUGCUGACUUCAUUCGGGCCGCUCAAAGCCUUUAACCUGGUGAAAGACAGCGCCACCGGCCUCUCCAAGGGCUACGCCUUCUGUGAGUACGUGGACAUCAACGUCACCGAUCAGGCCAUCGCGGGGCUCAACGGGAUGCAACUGGGGGAUAAGAAGCUACUGGUACAGAGGGCUAGUGUGGGAGCCAAGAACGCCACGCUGGUGAGCCCUUCGAGCACGAUAAACCAGACGCCGGUGACGCUGCAGGUCCCGGGCCUGAUGAGCUCGCAGGUGCAGAUGGGUGGCCACCCCACGGAGGUGCUGUGCCUCAUGAACAUGGUGCUCCCCGAGGAGCUGCUGGACGACGAGGAGUACGAGGAGAUCGUGGAGGACGUCCGGGAUGAGUGCAGCAAGUACGGGGUGGUCAAGUCCAUUGAGAUCCCCCGGCCAGUGGACGGUGUGGAGGUCCCCGGCUGCGGCAAGAUCUUCGUGGAGUUCACGUCUGUGUUCGACUGUCAGAAGGCGAUGCAGGGCCUGACAGGCCGCAAGUUCGCCAACAGAGUGGUUGUCACAAAGUACUGCGACCCUGACUCCUACCAUCGCCGGGACUUCUGGUAGAAGCAGCUGGGGAGGGGGGCCGGGUCAGGGGGCCGGAGCUGGCUGGGGGACCCCCCAUCCCUUCCCCCUCACUCGGUCCUGGCCAGGAGAGGAGGAAGAGGCACCCCGGAGGCCGAAGGCUGGGGGCUGAAGCUCUGGGCAGGGAGGGGCUGGGGUGCGGACACACACAAUACACACACAAUACACAACAGACACACACACACUGGGGGAUGGGGGAUGGGGGAG
Molecule: messenger RNA, 1734 nt
Organism: Trichosurus vulpecula (common brushtail)
Lineage: Eukaryota; Metazoa; Chordata; Mammalia; Diprotodontia; Phalangeridae
Gene: U2AF2
Product: U2 small nuclear RNA auxiliary factor 2
Exons: 12
Coding region: 82-1509 (475 amino acids)
Biological process (GO): mRNA processing
Cellular component (GO): U2AF complex; U2-type prespliceosome; nuclear speck
Molecular function (GO): pre-mRNA 3'-splice site binding; poly-pyrimidine tract binding
Source: RefSeq, a predicted model, not a curated record